Terrapene triunguis (Three-toed box turtle) is the source of this 571-nucleotide messenger RNA. Its product is annotated as acetylcholinesterase-like. NCBI's taxonomy places the organism in Eukaryota, Metazoa, Chordata, Testudines, Emydidae. The transcript has a single exon. Gene Ontology annotation, cellular component: plasma membrane. Gene Ontology annotation, molecular function: acetylcholinesterase activity. Gene Ontology annotation, biological process: acetylcholine catabolic process; choline metabolic process. The annotation marks the transcript as partial. The record is from RefSeq and is a predicted model, not a curated record.
CUGCCGUGAUGCUGGGACUCCUCCCCGCGCUUCCCUGCCUGCUCCUCCUCUCCCUUCUGGACCCCAGCUCUGGCUCCGAUGAUGACGGUACUGAGGUGCUCACCACCAGUGGCCCCAUCCGGGGCAAGCGCCUCCCAGCCGGCUCCAGCACAGUGACGGUCUUCCUGGGCAUCCCCUAUGCCGAUCCCCCCGUGGGGGCCUUGCGCUUCCAGAAACCGCUUCCCCACCAGCCCUGGAGCCACGUCCUGGAGACCACCAGCUUCGGCAACACCUGCCACCAGCCUCCACUUCCUAGUUACCCUGAUGCCUACAUGUGGAAAUCCAAAAUACCACAGUCCGAGGACUGCCUCUUCCUCAACGUUUGGGUGCCCCAUCCCCGGCCCCGUGAGCCGGCCGCCGUUCUCGUCUGGAUCCAUGGCAUGGUUUUUGUCUCUGGUUCAGCCUCCCUCGAUGUCUAUGAUGGGCGCUUCUUAGCCGCCACUGAGAAUGUGAUCGUGGCCUCCAUGAACUACCGGCUGGGGGCGCUGGGCUUCCUGUCCCUGCCCCCGGCCGCCCCGGGGAACGCCGGCCU